Molecule: messenger RNA, 1363 nt
Organism: Cucumis melo (muskmelon)
Lineage: Eukaryota; Viridiplantae; Streptophyta; Magnoliopsida; Cucurbitales; Cucurbitaceae
Product: zinc finger protein WIP2-like
Exons: 2
Coding region: 78-1136 (352 amino acids)
Biological process (GO): regulation of gene expression; anatomical structure development
Cellular component (GO): nucleus
Molecular function (GO): DNA-binding transcription factor activity
Source: RefSeq, a predicted model, not a curated record
CUAUAUUAUAAGGGUGUUGUUGUAAACAGUCCUCUCCCAUCAAAAAAAAAAAAAAAAAAAAGGAAAAAAGAAAAAAGAUGGGUGAUCCUAAUCUCUCCAUCAAUAAUAGUAACAAUACUUGUUUUAGUUUAUCCCCUUUUCAACAUUACUCUUCUUCUUCUUCUUCUUCCUCUUCUUAUAACUCUCAUUAUCAUCAUGAUCAUCUCUUCUCACUUUCUUACUCCAAUGAUAAUAACAGCAAUACCCUAAAAAACAACAUGACUACCUCUCAUUAUAAUCCUUCUUCUUCUUCUCAAGUUCUUCUUCCUCUUUUGAGUUUAAGUCCUGCAAGAGUAGAACAAGAUCAUCAUCAUCAUCAUCAUCAAAAUAUUAUUGAUCAUGAUCAUAAUAUUAUUGAUUAUGAUCAAAAUGAUGUUACUGUUGCUUUGCAUUUAGGGCUUCCAACUCCUUCCUCUUCUUCUAAUAAUAAUUCUGAUUUGAUUUUGAGGCUUUCUUCAACUGAGAUCUCAGAUCAAGAAGAUCACACCCAUCAAUUGCAAGAACUUUCAUCUAAUAAUUCUAUUGCUAGUAAUAGUAAUGGAGUUAAUAAGGGUCAAUAUUGGAUUCCAACUCCUACUCAGAUUCUCAUUGGUCCAACUCAAUUCUCUUGCCCUCUUUGCUUCAAGACUUUCAAUAGAUACAACAACAUGCAGAUGCAUAUGUGGGGGCAUGGAUCACAAUACAGGAAAGGGCCACAAUCACUAAGAGGAACACAACCAACAGCAAUGUUGAGGCUGCCAUGUUACUGUUGUGCAAUAGGAUGCAGAAACAACAUAGACCAUCCAAGAUCAAAGCCAUUAAAAGACUUCAGAACACUUCAAACACAUUACAAAAGAAAACAUGGGAUGAAGCCAUUUACAUGUAGAAAAUGUGGGAAAGCUUUUGCUGUUAGAGGAGACUGGAGAACACAUGAGAAGAAUUGUGGGAAACUUUGGCAUUGCACAUGUGGCUCUGAUUUUAAGCAUAAAAGGUCUCUUAAAGAUCAUAUCAAAGCCUUUGGACUUGGCCAUGCUGCUUAUGGGAUUGAUGAUCAUCAUAAUCAUCAUCAUUCUUUUGAUAAUGAAGAUGAUGACCCAGCUUCUGAUAUUGAAACAUGACUAUCAUAAUAUAUAUAAUAUAAUUAUGAACAUUAUUAUUGAUAUAUCCCCAAUGUUCUUUUUUUUUUUCCCCUUUUUAACAAAUUUCAUACCUUAUUUUAGCUGUUUGUACUGUUAAAUUGGAGUUGUUUUCAAUCAUUAUUGUUCUUAUCUUUAAUGAGUUCAUGCUAGCUAAUUUAAUAUCAAGCUAUAUACUCAAAUUAAAAUUGAUAUUCAUUGUUCAUUUU